AUGGCUGUCUACGUCUUUUUUCAGGCUCAUGGCCUGAAUGUAUCCGUACGUCCUGUCCUUGACGAUAAAAGGGCCCUUGAGAAAUCGGCAGCGUAUGAUCCGUUCCAUGGCAGUGCAAAUGGAUCUGGCCAACGUGAAAACGCCAAGUUCCGCCCAUACAGUCGCCUUGGUCGCCUAGGACAGGUCCGUGUCUUCGACUAUUAUAGCAGGGAUGAAAACAUGCUCGAAAUUUUGAAUUCCUGUAAAGAUGACGUUGUUGGCAUUAAAUGGCUGUCGAUGCCGUCCCCGGAUGUCAUGGAGCAGGGGUUCAUCUUCAUGACUGCAGCCAAGCGGAUGAUGGAAUUAUUCUAUGACGCAAGUAUCCAGUACGCAUACUACUCGGGUUGUUCGACCGGUGGCCGCCAGGGCCUGAAGGAUGCACGGCUCUUCCGCGAUGAUUUUGAUGGCAUGCUCAUUGGAGCGCCGCCCUGGUGGACUGCCCUUCUCCAGACAUGGACCACCCAGCUCGGUAUCCAUAACCUCCCUGUUGGUGCAGCCAACCACGUCGACGCGUCACUGUACCCCGUUCCCGCCGCCGAAGCUGUGGCCCAAUGCGAUGUGGUUGACGGUGUUGUCGACGGCAUCAUCAGUCGCCCCAAACUGGGUGACUUCAAUCCGGAUACCCUUCUCAGCAUGGGCCCGUCGACUGGAGAUCCUCAUGUUCUCCUUAGCGAGCCUCGGGCAUUUGUAACAUGA
Molecule: messenger RNA, 735 nt
Organism: Ilyonectria robusta
Lineage: Eukaryota; Fungi; Ascomycota; Sordariomycetes; Hypocreales; Nectriaceae
Product: tannase and feruloyl esterase-domain-containing protein
Exons: 2
Coding region: 1-735 (244 amino acids)
Source: RefSeq, a predicted model, not a curated record